Molecule: messenger RNA, 2850 nt
Organism: Amoebophrya sp. A120
Lineage: Eukaryota; Dinophyceae; Syndiniales; Amoebophryaceae
Source: the annotation of a GenBank genome assembly
CUCCGCUGUUCAUUGUGCUCGUUCAAGACGUAAAAAACGUACGUUGUCGUUGAGAAAAACAAAGAAAAAGAUGAAGAAACGCUUUCACUCGGUUGGAGAGAAAUGACAUAGACGUAUCAGUAGUAGAAUGCUACUUGAGCUUAUCGGUCUGAGGCAUUGUUGCAUUCUGCUAUCCUCGUGCGUGUCCGUAGGUAGUAAGUUCAAAGCUUUUCAUAUUUGAGUUUUUCGUGAUUUUGAAUUCAAUGUGCGCACUACAGUUCCCCGAAAACAAAUUGAAGACCCCCCGUGAAGGUAAAGUAAGCAAUAUCAUUUAAGUUGUGACCUCGCAGAAGGGUUUCAGGGUUUAGGGUAGUUUAGGGUUCCUAGAUUUGAUUUAAGUUGUAGGCUCCUCAUCUUCAAGUUUUAAUUGAAAAGCAACAGCAACACUCUUUUUUGAUACAGAAAGUUCUUCGCGCCCCCUCCGCAAACAACAAAAUAUAUUCAUAAAGAAGUUAGUUACCGAACAGAAUAAAAAGCAUGUCCGAUCCUCUUUAUGGCUGGCCGCAGCCACCGAUAGUGAUUGCUGCCAGGGAUGGCAACCUCCAAAAGAUCCGGGCGUUGCUCGACAGCGAUCCCGACGCCGCGAACGCCUUCCGGUACCGACCUGGGAUGGUGCGGACCGACCAUUCCUGUUUUGUCAAAGAGGGCACCUACAAGGACCUUUCGCCGUUGAUCGCUGCUGCCGACGCGGGGCACGUCGACAUUGUGUUCGAACUCCUCAGUGCGGGCGCGUGGGUCCACUUCAAGUACUCGCCCGACGAUUCGCUGGAGUUUCAAGAUGAGGACGACGACACCGGAGUGGACGUUGAGGAGGUCGUUCGACUCAAAUUCAAUUUGAAACUCACGAAGCAGGAGCACGCGAAUUACAGGGCGAUCGAGCGGAUGGUGGCUGUGGCAGCAAGGUACUGCCAAAAACCCUGCCUGGGAGGGGGGCGUGUGCGACUGUCGCAGCCGCAGAAACUCGAGGCCGCGGAUUUCACAGUGGGUGAACUGAGGAAAAUCCUGCAGGACGACUGGAAAGCGACCCGAUGUGUCGAAAGGCGGACCAGGCUGGAGCUCGACGAAAGUAUGUGCGCGGACCUUGAAGACACUAGUAGUGCCGACAGCGAGGAGAACCUCCCGGUCAGGAGGAAACUGACGCCGAAGGUGAACAAGGUUCUGAAAAAGCUACACGCGGAACAAAUGCAAGAGUGGAAGAUCCUGCUGGGCGUGUUGCGGGUACAUAAAAAGAACAGCCCCAAGAAGAAAAAAGCGCUCAACGAGUUGCGGCAGGCGCGUCGUACAGUUUCAUCCGAUCACCCGGCCGAUCCGUCCUCAGAAUCUGAAAUGGAGUUGCUACGUUGUCCGGAGAGCUUGCAAGGAGCACGCGAAGCGAACAAAGCGCGCAAGCUGAACAAUGGUGCACGCCUAGACGUUGGAGUGCCGCGUGGCGAUGAAAAUUAUUGCCCGGAAAUGAGUACGAAGAGCUGCUACCUGAAUGAGGAGAAUCUCAGGGCCCUUGAUGAUGCUUAUCGCGAAAACGCCAGCAAAAACAAUGAAACCGCGCUUCCAGCAGCGAGGAACCCAAGUCGGCAGCCGGGGCCUCUGCCUAGCGCGAACCAGCACACGCCCGCUCCUAUCGUGCGUGCGGAGCCUGCCCUGGAGUCGAAGUCCAUGGCGAAAGGCAAAAAACCACAGGAGAAAGUGAUGCCCGCAGCCGUGGACUACAGCGGACAUCCCUUAUACCCAUUCCCUUGUCCACACUGCAUUUGGUGGUUUGUCAGCCAGGAAGCCCUGAACAUGCAUUCUCGCCAAUCGAUCCUCUGUCCAGGUUCGCAGUUCAACAUGAAAAGGCGGGCGGCCGCCGCAGCCACUGCUGGCACCGGGGCCACGGCAUGUUCGAAAAAGUAAGAGUAGCGCCGAGUAGUUGUGAUUAUGAGCUUUAUCAAGGCACGAAUGAGUUGAUUGCAAUUGCUGUAGAAAAUACACGGAAGUACAUGAUUAUUUUUUCAUAUUUUUUCAUCGAACUGCCAUUGCUAUUGCAUGCAGAUGCACCACGACCAUGACGAAGACGAUCGCAAAGCCCGUAUGUAUAACUUUUAUCUUUUCCCAUCAUUUUUUCUUCUAGAACUAGCAGUAGAAUAAAUCGUACUAGGUUUGGUUGCAGUCACACUACGUCUCACUACUUUUUCUUUGGGCAUCUUUCUUUGUACGUUUCACCUGCGAACAAAUUCAAAUAUUGGACAACCUGCACCUCAAAAACGCCUACGCCGACAAAAUCCAGACCUGCAUGACAGGCUUAUACUUCCCUAAAAAUUCUAAUUGAGAUGAAGAUAGAUCGAUGACAUGUAUAUUGUAUACCAUGCUUGUUUCAGCUUCACUUACAUUUUCCACGCUUUCCAAGUUUCCACAAAUCCUCGACCUCGACUCUGACGCAUGAUGGACUGUCCAUGACAUUUUUACUUAGAUCACGUCGACACCUUCUAGCCCCCAAUGUCAUCGCUAUCUUUUUCUUCGGUAGCUCGGUAAGAGCCACCUUAAAAAACUUACUGCCGCAGAGCAAACACGUUUUGAAAUUGAAUUCCAUUCAUUUAAAAUUGUGCGGACCAGCAUGAUCCCUAUCAAUUCUCCACGGCCUCGGCUCGACGAGAGUGGUCGCCAUCGCACGGUUCAUCCGUUAUGUUUUUUUUCAGCUGUCUGCUUUGGGCAGGCACGCAGAGCCUUUCCUGUUUUGAAAAAACCUCUCAGUCUGCCUCGUUCAUCUUUUGGGCAACAACUAUACUAAAGGAGAGCUGUCGUGCCGUAGUCCAGGGCGUUGCUUGUAGUUGCUGG